Messenger RNA from Pundamilia nyererei, 2060 nucleotides. Its product is annotated as rac GTPase-activating protein 1. The transcript is spliced from 16 exons. Gene Ontology annotation, cellular component: midbody; cleavage furrow; centralspindlin complex. Gene Ontology annotation, molecular function: GTPase activator activity. The record is from RefSeq and is a predicted model, not a curated record. NCBI's taxonomy places the organism in Eukaryota, Metazoa, Chordata, Actinopteri, Cichliformes, Cichlidae. Gene Ontology annotation, biological process: mitotic cytokinesis; mitotic spindle midzone assembly; Rho protein signal transduction. The coding region runs from base 20 to 1909 and encodes 629 amino acids.
GAGGCACAUCCGGUCGUUGAUGGCGGAGUCUCGGGUCAUUGUGGAGGAGCUGCUGGCUCUGUGUCUCCAGAGGAUCACUAUGGAGGAAAACAGCAUGCAGACUGAGCAGGAGACAAUCGAGCUGGUGAAAAACUUCGAGGAGGUCAGAAAGAAGUGGCUGCACGCCGAGCUGGAGCUGAAGAAGUACAAAGAGCUGCUGGUGAAGUCGGACGUGGCCAAAGCCGCUCUGGAAGUGAAGCUGAAACACGCCCGCAAUCAGCUGGACGUUGAGAUGAAGAAACGCUACAAGGUGGAGGCCGACUACCAAUACCUGCAGAGGCAGAUGCAGCUAAUGUGCGACAUCCUCGUCCACGACACGAAAUCCAGCGCCUGUCUGAACGAUGAGCAGAAGUCUCUCUUGGCCACGUUUGAGCACAAAGGGGGGAACAUGACACUGCAGAGGAGCACCAGACGGUUGCCUGUGAUCGAUGAGUCGUCCUUCCUGUCUCACUCUGACAUCAGCUACGAUCGCACCGACGACGAUGUGGAUUUGGACACAACUGUGAUCCAACCGCUGAGGUCUCGAGCGAGAGAGAGGAGGCGUUCCUCGAUGGGUCUGCCUGUUGGUGCUACGGUCAGGAAACGAAGCAGAGGCAGGAACUUGUCAGCAGAGCUUCUGGAGAGGAAAACUGUGGAGAAGGAGGUGGAGACCGUUGUGAAGGCCUCCAUCAUUUCUAAUGACACUGGAGGCCAGGUCCACAUGGUGCUGGGAAUCACUCAGGAAACCUCCGAAAACUCUCCCCAGACUAUCACCCAGGAGUGUAGCGUCUCAGCAGGAGGCCAGACCUCGGUGUGGUUUCCCUGCAAUGACUCGGUCCCCGGUCCUGAGGGUGAAGCUCUAGUCGAGGAGAAAGUCGGGAACAUUGGCAGAGACCAGAAAGCCUCCAAGCACACCUUUGUGUCAAAGACGGUGAUCCGGCCGGAGACCUGCACGCCGUGUGGGAAGAGGAUCCGCUUUGGUAAGAUGGUGGUGAAGUGCAGGAACUGUCGCGUGGUUGCUCAUCCGGAGUGCCGACAGAAGUUCGCUGAUGGCUGCACAGCCUUCAAUGCCAUGGCAGGAAGUACAACUCAAACGGCAGCUAAGGACUCGUUGGAGGACUUUGCUCCUCAGACUCAUCCCAGAGUGCCUCAGCUGAUUGUGGACUGCGUGGCCGAAAUCGAGAGGAGGGGCCUGCAGGAGAGAGGCCUGUACAGAGUUCCUGGAGGUGAGCGUCUGGUAAAGGAGCUCAGAGACUGCUUCCUUCAGGGGAAAUCUGCUCUGAUGCUCAGUAAAGUCCAAGAUGUCCAUGUGGUCUGCGGACUGCUGAAAGACUUCCUGAGGAAGCUGAAUGAACCUAUGAUCACCUUCAGACUGCACAGGACCUUUAUGGAGGCUUCAGAGCUGACUGAUGAAGACAACUGCUCAGCUACCAUGUAUCAGGCCAUAGCAGAGCUGCCAAAGGCCAACAGGGACACCCUUGCCUUCCUCAUGAUUCAUUUACACAAGGUGAUGAGGAGUCCUCAGUGCCAGAUGGACCAGAAUAACUUGUCCCGGGUGUUCGGCCCAACCAUUGUGGGUCACGGGAUGCCUGAGCCAUCACCCAGCACCAUCUUGAGAGACACCAACACUCAGCUGAAGGUUGUCUGCCGCCUGUUGUCCCUCCCUGAAGAUUACUGGAGGCGUAUCCUCAUUGGCCAAAUCCCCCCCUCUUCCUCCACCAGUAAGAUGGGCCAGAGUGAAGGGCAAGGUCGUUUCUUCCAGCCGCUGACAUCUCCAGAGUUAAACAGUUACCAAGCUACAGCAGGAAGAUCUGUGAGAGGGCGAGUCAGGAACCGGGCCAAUGCAGGUCGACCAGAGCCAGCGAGGAAAUUCUUCACGUCGCCCAGCUGACAGAUGUUGAACCUCUAACCUGUUUGAGCACACACUAAUGCUGGACCUUGGCCUGAUGAUCAUUUUUAUAGAUUUCAUGCUAACCACAUGAAGUUUGUUAUCGAGGCACAUUAAAAAAUUACAAGUUGGAAUAAAACGUGAUGUCCUAUUC